Messenger RNA from Glycine soja, 2221 nucleotides. Its product is annotated as pyrophosphate--fructose 6-phosphate 1-phosphotransferase subunit beta. NCBI's taxonomy places the organism in Eukaryota, Viridiplantae, Streptophyta, Magnoliopsida, Fabales, Fabaceae. The coding region runs from base 109 to 1893 and encodes 594 amino acids. Gene Ontology annotation, biological process: photosynthesis; glycolytic process; fructose 6-phosphate metabolic process. The transcript is spliced from 15 exons. Gene Ontology annotation, molecular function: 6-phosphofructokinase activity; diphosphate-fructose-6-phosphate 1-phosphotransferase activity; ATP binding. Gene Ontology annotation, cellular component: cytosol. The record is from RefSeq and is a predicted model, not a curated record.
UUCAAACCUACUUCUCCGCUAUUUGACACACACCAAACACAUUUCUAGAUUCACGCUUCUACCACUACACUACUUCCCUUCACUCUCUCUCUCUCUCUCUGCAACCAAAUGGCACCUUCUACCACCGUACCUAACGGUACCCUCCCCUCCGGUUCCGUCACCGGACGCUUAGCCUCUGUCUACAGUGAGGUCCAAAAGACGCGCGUGGACCACGCGCUCCCUCUCCCCUCUGUCCUCAAGCAUCCCUUCACCAUUCUCCACGGUCCUCCAAGCUCCGCCGCCGGAAAUCCAGACGAGAUCGCGAAGCUGUUUCCGCAUUUGUUCGGACAACCUUCCGCUGCAUUGGCGCGUAGCGAUGCGGCGCAGACGCAGAAGAAGCUGAAGAUUGGCGUGGUUUUGUCCGGUGGCCAGGCUCCCGGAGGCCACAAUGUCAUUUCUGGAAUCUUCGGUAACGCUCGUUUUCGAAUCCGAUUGCUUUUCUUUCUUCGUCUUCUUCUUCUUCUUCUUCUUUUGAGAUUUAACUUUUUUUCUUCGAUCGUCUUAGAUUACCUGCAAGAGCGCGCACCAGGAAGCACGUUGUAUGGUUUCAAAGGUGGACCUGCGGGCAUUAUGAAGUGCAAAUACGUUGAGCUCACCUCUGAAUAUAUUUAUCCUUAUAGAAAUCAGGGUGGCUUUGACAUGAUUUGCAGUGGGAGGGACAAGAUUGAAACUCCAGAGCAGUUUAAGCAAGCGGAAGAAACAGCUAAGAAGCUAGACUUGGAUGGGCUCGUUGUUAUUGGUGGUGAUGACUCAAACACCAAUGCGUGCCUUCUUGCUGAGAAUUUCAGGAGCAAAAAUUUAAAAACAAGUGUAAUUGGAUGCCCUAAAACCAUUGAUGGUGAUUUGAAAUGUAAAGAAGUUCCCACAAGUUUUGGGUUUGAUACAGCUUGCAAGAUAUAUUCUGAAAUGAUUGGAAAUGUUAUGAUAGAUGCCCGAUCAACUGGAAAAUAUUACCAUUUUGUGCGGCUUAUGGGGCGGGCGGCUUCACACAUUACGCUGGAAUGUGCUUUACAAACUCAUCCAAACAUUACUAUUAUUGGAGAAGAGGUUGCUGCAAAGAAGCUGACAUUGAAAAAUGUCACUGACUAUAUCGUAGACGUUGUUUGUAAAAGAGCUGAAAUUAAUUACAACUAUGGUGUCAUUCUUAUCCCUGAAGGUCUAAUUGAUUUCAUACCUGAGGUCCAGCAUCUUAUUGCAGAACUAAAUGAAAUUCUUGCCCAUGAUACUGUGGAUGAGGGUGGGUUAUGGAAGAAGAAACUCACUGAUCAAUCAUUGAAGCUUUUUGACUUUUUACCUCAAGCAAUUCAAGAACAAUUGAUGCUUGAAAGAGAUCCACAUGGAAAUGUUCAGGUUGCCAAGAUAGAAACAGAGAAAAUGCUUAUUCAAAUGGUUGAAACUGAGUUGGAGAAGAGAAAGCAAGAAGGCAAAUACAAAGGCGAAUUUAAAGGGCAAUCCCACUUCUUCGGUUAUGAAGGGAGAUGUGGCUUGCCUACUAAUUUUGAUGCUACUUAUUGCUAUGCUCUGGGUUAUGGUGCUGGAGCCCUCCUUCAUAGUGGGAAGACUGGACUAAUAUCAUCAGUUGGGAAUUUAUGUGCUCCAGUAAAAGAAUGGACUGUUGGUGGAACUGCACUCACCUCAAUGAUGGAUGUGGAGAGGAGGCAUGGUAAAUUCAAGCCCGUGAUCAAGAAAGCAAUGGUGGAGCUUGAAGGGGCACCCUUCAAAAAGUUUGCCUCCUUGCGUGAUGAAUGGGCCCUGAAGAAUUGCUACAUCAGUCCAGGUCCAAUUCAAUUCUCUGGCCCAGGAUCUGAAGUAAUUAAUCACACUCUACUCUUGGAGCUUGAAGCACAAGCUUAGGCAUAAUAUGAGGUCCUUGUUUUGACGGUGGCAAUUCAUAUUGUUUUUUGGGAUCUUUCAAUAUAUAUUUGAUCUGUUACUGUCUAGUGUUUGAGUUUACUUGUGAAAUUAAUCAGUUAAUGAUUCUUGAGUUGGUUGAUGAGUAUGAAUUGGUCAACUCAAAAGUUGCAUACAACAUCGGCAAUUUAUUUUCAUGACAAUCAUUCCGAUUUUGCCUAUUAUACAAGUAACUAAAAGCUUUAUCCCAAUGAGGUCAGUUACAUUGGAUAGCUACGUAGAUUGCAUUAAUGCAAUUGAGUUUGAAUAAAGACCAAAAUUUCAAGAAUAC